Molecule: messenger RNA, 705 nt
Organism: Lottia gigantea (owl limpet)
Lineage: Eukaryota; Metazoa; Mollusca; Gastropoda; Lottiidae
Exons: 3
Coding region: 1-705 (234 amino acids)
Source: RefSeq, a predicted model, not a curated record
AUGCCUUCUGAGCAUUGUAAUAAAACGAUAGUUGCAUUUACAAGUGAUGAAGAUUUGAGCCAAGAAGAAUUGUUUGACUUUGAUGACGAUGUUGUUGACGAAUCAGGCGCCGUUAGUGAUGAGACCAAAGAUUCGUGUAGACCAGAUUUAGCAGUUGAGCCAGGUUCUCAACCAAUGGAACAAUCUGAGGACAAGGAAACUGAUCAAGCAACUUCUGAUGAUUCCAUAAUAGAUGAGACAAGUCAACCUAUUAUUCUUGAUGACAAAGGUCCCGAGAGUCAACAGUUUGUUCCAACCCGAGGAAAAAUACGCAAGGCUAGUAGAUCUGAGUCGAAUCAGGAAAUUAUAAGCAUGAUGCAAAAGAUAAUUGAUAAGGAUCCCAGCACAGAUUUGAUAAAUUUCAUGAAAAAAGAUUUAGAGAAGUCUAGAGAGCAUGAACUAAAGCUUUUCGCAAUGCUAUGUAAUACUUCCGGAGCAAUGCAACCGCAUUCAUCAGCACCCAUACCUAACCAUCCAACUGAGAUGUUCCCUGGUAGAUCUCGUGGUAACAUACAGCAUCGCCAAUCUCACCCUUCCUUUGAACCAGGUCCCUCGACUUCUGGUUCAUACAUUGCUAGGGAUCAGUCUAAUAUUUUCCAACGCAUGAGGUACAAUAUGUUUGAAGAAGAUGAAGAUGGUGAGGAAAAAACAUACCAAACACUUUGA